Molecule: messenger RNA, 728 nt
Organism: Camellia sinensis
Lineage: Eukaryota; Viridiplantae; Streptophyta; Magnoliopsida; Ericales; Theaceae
Source: RefSeq, a predicted model, not a curated record
AUUGUUCUGACAAUAAAAUGAAUCUGAUGUACCAGGUUGUUGGAGCCUUCUGGUACUUGUUCGCAAUAGAAACGGAAUAUAGGUGCUGGCGUAAAGCAUGCAAGGAUCAAACUUGUAUUGAUGAUCUCCUUUUAUACUGUGAAGAAGCAAAUAAUGAUAGAUUUUCGCAUCUGGAUGGUUCUUGCCCUCUUCUUGAACCCAGUCAAAUAAAGAACUCAACAGACUACGACUUUGGAAUAUUCCUCGAUGCUCUUAAGUCUGGUAUAGUUGAAACAAGAGAUUUUCCAAAGAAAUUCUUCUAUUGUUUUUGGUGGGGGCUGCGAAAUCUAAGUUCUUUUGGGCAAAAUCUCAAAACCAGCGUUUUUGUUCGGGAGAUUAUCUUUGCUAUCUUCAUUUCCAUCAUUGGAUUGGUUCUAUUUUCGUUUCUCAUUGGCAACAUGCAGAAAUAUCUGCAGUCUAUAACCGUCCGAGUAGAAGAGAUGAGGGUAAAAAGGCGGGAUGCAGAGCAGUGGAUGGCCCACCGUAUGCUCCCUGAGAACCUGAGGGAGCGUAUUAGGCGCCACGAACAAUACAAAUGGCAAGAAACCAGAGGUGUUGAGGAAAAGUCUUUGAUUUCUAAACUUCCUAAAGACAUCAGAAGGGACAUAAAGCGCCAUCUUUGCUGGUCUUUGCUCAGAAGGGUUAGUGCAUUUCUGUGUCUCCUCUACAUUUAAUUAGUAUUCUUCAUG